AGCCACCUAAAAGUAUCCAACGCCAGCAGCAGCCAGCGUGCUGAGCAGUUGCUCCAGCGCCAGUGGAUCCCGGAAGCCGUGGUGCCAAGCGUCGGUAUAGCUAGAGGCCAGGAGCCAGGCGGAAGGCAACCUCCGGGUUGAAGUGUCUAGUGAUUGCGGCUUGGUGAUUUCGGUUCGGAAAACGAUUUGACCGUAGGGUUUGUGUGGCCGGUAGCCGAGCGAGUGGUGAUAUAGUGAGUGUAUCGGUACGCACACGUUCCAGCACGCACCGUGAACCGAACCGGUUCAGCAGCACGACACGAGCGACGAUUAAAUUAUAAAAUAUCGACCAAGAUGCAUCAAUUAUCAACGAUUUGUGUUACGCUGGUCAUCGUUUCCGUGUUAGUGCAGAGCGCGACGGCUAAGCGAGGUUGUGCUGCAUUUGGACAUGCCUGUUACGGUGGGCAUGGAAAGCGUUCCUCCGCAUCGACUCCGGAAGCGCUAGUUCAAGGAAGUGUAACCCUAGAUGAUCUGCCCAUUCCCUACGCCAAACUGAUCCUCGACAAACAGCGAUCGCUCAUCCCAAGCCCGGAAGAGAUACGCGGCAACGAACCCUCCUACACCAUGGAAACGCCAUUUUCGAUCCGUCGCCCUGAUCCGAGACGUGAAGAGCUUAAAUACGCGAUCUACGCUAUGCUAAGGCAAUUGAUGGAGGACAAUGCUUCCAAUCACCAGGAUGCACUGGUGCAUCAGGUACAACCAUUGCAACAAGCGUCCCUCCAGCGGGAACUGUCCGGCAUGCAUGAGGUGGAGCGAAAGUAAAAUCCUUCUAUCACCUAUUCAUUGUUCAACACCUCACUUGCUGUCUCCUUUUUACCUACAUCUUCGGGCAACCACAUUCAGCAUAGUACUAGAGGGUGGUAACAAUGAACGGAAACAUAUUUCUUUUAAAAAAAGGAGACCAAUGGGAUCUGGUUAAAGAUAGCUGCAUGGAAUCUGUGGCAUUUUAACGUUUCAUUUGGAGUAUACACUAUAGACGUGUGGAAGGUUAAAGUUGCAUAGAUCGUGGGUGCACCGAGAAAUGUUUAACAAAAAACCAAAGAGAAUGGCAUAAGCCACCUAGCAAUACGUGCUCGAUCAUCUCGAGGCCCCGGAAUGUGGGUUACUGAAGCAGUGAAUGUACAUAAAAGAAUAGUCAGUGUUGUGCGGAUUAUUUAGAAUGCACCGAAAAUGGAACGUCCCAACACCUCAUUCUAUUAUCACAAUUAUCUACCAAUGGUUGUUGUUACGCAUACAAUGAAAUGAAUUGUUCAAUGAUGAGCCAAACACGUGCAGCGAAAUGAAUUGCAAAUGACGACAUAAUAAAACAAAUGGUUAGACGAAAACUGUUAU
Messenger RNA from Anopheles darlingi, 1371 nucleotides. RefSeq lists its product as uncharacterized. Lineage: Eukaryota; Metazoa; Arthropoda; Insecta; Diptera; Culicidae. The record is from RefSeq and is a predicted model, not a curated record. The transcript is spliced from 4 exons. Gene Ontology annotation, biological process: neuropeptide signaling pathway. The coding region runs from base 334 to 801 and encodes 155 amino acids. Gene Ontology annotation, molecular function: neuropeptide hormone activity.